Molecule: messenger RNA, 4024 nt
Organism: Linum trigynum
Lineage: Eukaryota; Viridiplantae; Streptophyta; Magnoliopsida; Malpighiales; Linaceae
Source: the annotation of a GenBank genome assembly
GUCUAUGCAGCCUGAAAACCCGACCCACCAAUUGAUCCUAAUUGAAAAUUUAAAUUUUCUUUUACUUUUUGUAAUAAAGAAUUUUUUUUAUAAGGGUGAUAUAUGUUACUUUUUGUAAUUAGGUACUAGUUAAGAGAUCGAACCCACAACAUGUCGAUUAAAUAGAGGCUAGUAAAUAGAUGCUUACGUUAUACUUCAAAACAGACCAUUUACCAGCACUCUGCCCUAAGGGCACGAGUAGCAAUCCAUAGAGAAUAAGUGAAUUAUUGUAGGAAUUCGACGUGGAGUCUUCACCAUCAAUGCAUGUAUCUGAUGUUUUUCUAUUCUCUUUUGUAUUUCUAGUUAUCAUUGUUUAGGGAUGUGAAUUCAUUGAUGAUUAAUGCAUCUACUUAAUAUGAUUUAAUGAGAUGUCUUUUGUGUUCAAUGCUUUUAUCAUUGAUGUUUUGAGUCAAUUUGUGCUUAUACCAUCUAGUUCUUGAGAUAUCAACCAUCUAUACCUUGAGUAGUAUCAAUGCUUGAUUGUUCGAUCAUAAAUGCUAUAGACUAUGAGCUCAAGAGGCCCACACUUAAACUUAUAACAUCCUAACCUCCUUAUUCUUCAUUAAUAAGGUGAUGGCAUGAAGUGAAAGUAUGCAUUGAAUAGUCAAGUUCCUAUUGCAUGUGGCGAAAGCUCAAGUAGGAUGACCUUAGUGGAAGGGAUAAGCCAUCAUAAUACAAGUAGGAUUGUAGCAUAUUAUUAAUAAGUUAGUAUGCAUGAUCAUCUAAAAAAUGCUAAUGAAACAAUUAUUGUACUUUCUUUGAUUGCUUUCUAUAUUUGCUUUAGCAUAAUAGAUCUAAAAAUCCAAAGCCACCUCAACCCACUUGCUUUACUUUUCUUACAUUGUUUUAUCUCGACAUAGGUGAUUAGUUUUGCGCAUUUACUACUAAAAGACUCUAUGGAAUACGACCCUAUGCACUCCUAGGAUUUAUAACUUGGUUUACUGCAUUCAAGUUUUUAGCAUCGUUUGCAGAGAGUUUUGAGAGUAUUUGAAAGAAACUAACCUCUUGUGUUUGAUUUAUACAAGAGAAGACAUUACGCUCUAAUUGAUUCGGUUUUACAGGAUUCUAACUCGAGGAAGCCAAAGGAUUCAUAACUCGAAGAAAGAUGUACAUCCUAUUUCUAUUCUAGUACUUUAGGCCAAAGACAUCGAAGGUUGAGGCAAACAACAACAAUCCUACAUUACAUUACUAUGGAAAAGGAUUCAUGUCAACUGGGAUAGAAAGGGAAUGGGUCUAGAAGAUUUGAAGCUCCUAAGAGAGGCGUGUAUAGAGGAGAUGGAACAAGCUUUCAAAGUUCUUCAUGAAAGAUGCUAGAUCAAUUCAAAACCUCCUCGCAGCAUCAAUGCUAGUAUCAAUGACGUAUGGCUAAAGCAAUUGCUAAAAGAUGUUCAAAUCACCUAUGAAUUUGAUGAAGAAGAAGAUGGAUUUAUAACUCAAUCUUUGUAAGAAGAAGAAGAAGAAGGCAAGAGAGGUGGAAAGCAAAGAUCCUGAGCUAUGCGACCCUCGGAAAGAUGCGAAGGAUGAAGGAAACUACUAGGCAAGAGAAUCUUCAACCUAUCCAAGAAAAGAAAAAUGACCAACCUAACAAGGUACCUCAAGAGGAAUAUCAUCUGAAGGCCCAAAUUUGAAGAGGAAGAAGAUGAUCUACAACUCAAUCUUUGGAAGGAGAAGACGAGAUACCUUCCCUAGAGGCUAGAAGUGGCAAUGGAGGAAAAAGGCUGCAGUAUUGAAGAACUUACACUGAUCCAAACUUUCAUAUAUUCGUGGAAAGAUGUUGAAGGCUUUACACUCGUCGAGGGCUUCCAAUACUUCCCAUUCCUUCUUCAAUAUGCAUCCACGAGUGAUCCACCAACUGAGGCAUCCACAAGAAUUGAAAACAUCCAAGAGGGAGAGACCAACUGUGAUGAUCUCCCUGCACUUCUUAUUCAAAGUUUUACAAGACCCUUGAAAACAAACAUCAAACAAGAGAUCGUGGAGGAGAAAUCAAACAAGGAUGAUCAACCUCAAAUGGAGAAUGAAGGUGAAGAACCACUAAAGGAGAAACCAUCUCAUCCUAUCUAAUAAAAGCAGGAGCUUCAAGAGGAGCCACAUAUCCAAAAUUUUGAUGAUUGGAGCGACAUGGAAUCCAACCAAGGAAGGGAGCAACAUGCCACCACCAUUGAAGAGAUCGUGGAGGUGUUCAUCAAUUAAAAAUGGGCAUCUAGCUCGAUGGAAGAAAAUUCAAGCCACACUCAUCUUGAGUUAAAUUUGACUUGGGAGAAAGAAAUUGACGAUGACUGCAACUUCAAUCUUGGAGAAUAAGGAUCAUAUAUUCAUCCUCUGCAACAAUGGACGAAAAUCAAAGAGUAGAAAUCCAACCUACUCUAAGAAAUGAUGUUAUACGCAUAGAAGAUACAGACCUUGUAAUUGAUGGACCCCUUCAAGAUCCCCUUAUAUCAUGUUCUCAAAUAUCUGCACAACCCGCAGAAAACAAAAACUUUGAGGAAGAGAAGGUAGAGCAUGAAGAAUUCGUCAUUUCCAAGCGCACCCUUCAUGAAAAGAUGGAGGAUGGCAUUCCUGAAGUUGGAAACCAUGAAGAAAACUACAAAAUCUUGGUGGAGAUACAUCAUGGAGCCAAACAUGACCUCACUCGAGUCUUGGAUGAGGAUCCAUUCACAACAUUUCUAGAGAGCCAUGAGACCGUAGUGUCUUAUAUAACCCAAAGAGGGGAAUAAAAGUGUCCCUCCUUGUAUUGUUACUUCUACAACAUUCACAAUGCUCACAAAUCAAACUAUGGGAUAAAAGGUGCAAGGUGGAGACUAAGGUGGAUUAUUCUUCAUGGUCCACCAGUAAGCCUAAAGAAGGAUGACAAUCAAAUAAAUCCUACAAUCAAAAUGAUGGACUUUAAAGAAACCCUAAGUUUGAGAGCUUGAUGAACGAGGAGCUAUGCCUAGCUCAAAGGCAUAAACGAAAGAGCAUUUCAUGGGAGGAAACCCAUGUUGGCAUCCAACUUAAGGAUGCAAAAUGAAAGUGCUUUCGAGGAGACAACCCAAAUUUUCUAGAUCAACAUCAUCUGCAUCAUGUGCUUUCCUCUUUAUACAUGCUUGUAGUAUCGAUCAAAAUAAAAGGAAAAAUUAUACAUGACGAUCCAAUGGUGCAAAAACCCUCUCAAAUGACGAAUCUAACAAGAACAAGGAGAGACAAAUCAGAAAAGGAGGAGUAGCAGUGGGGCCCAUAUUCGCCACUCAACCGCCGCUAGGAAAAUCACCCAACCGCCAGUUCUAUUCCUUUUCCUACACGAAGAAGGAUUCCAACUGGAUUGUUUUCCAUAAUAAAAAUGAUGGUUGGUCCACCCACCACUCCACCGCCACCAGCUACCAUUGUAGAAUUUCUUAUUCCUACAUGAAGAGUGACUCAAAAAAGUCUGUAUCCGAGAGAGAGAAAAGAGGUGGUAUCACACACCACAUAACCGCCACACUUCUAUAAAAUAGAGGAAGCCAUAUAAUUCUUUUUCCCCACAUGUACUCAUGAGAUCUAGAGCAUCCAGAGCCAAAAACCAGUGCAAAAACUCGUGGGAACUCUAUUCUAAGAAGAUUUUCAUGGAAGGGGGAGUUGUGAAGACCCAUCCUUGUGAUAUGGUGGAGGAGAAACAAGGAGCGUCAACUCAAGGACGCAAGAGGGAGGUAGCCACCCAAGAAGGUAAGAAUAAGAAUUGGAGGAAGUCAUUGAUGCCUGCUCAUGCACACACAAUGGAGACAUUCAUGCCAUAAAGGAGGACAAGGAAAAUGACACAAUCUCGAUAGAGAAGAUUACCAUCCUUGAAGAAGCCUCUCAAUACUUUCCAAUUGUGCAUAAUUUGAUAGAUUCGUUUGGAAGGGAAGAGAAUGUCAUGUCCCUAUUUGAGAGCAUUACUACUAUGAAGAAACCAAGGGAGAAACUCGAGCAGCUACUUGGGGAGAAGGAGAAGAUUGAGAAGACCACCAUCCAAUCAACUCCUUAUGGACAU